Molecule: messenger RNA, 1854 nt
Organism: Scheffersomyces stipitis CBS 6054
Lineage: Eukaryota; Fungi; Ascomycota; Pichiomycetes; Serinales; Debaryomycetaceae
Product: bifunctional triglyceride lipase/lysophosphatidylethanolamine acyltransferase
Exons: 1
Coding region: 1-1854 (617 amino acids)
Biological process (GO): lipid metabolic process
Molecular function (GO): triacylglycerol lipase activity
Source: RefSeq, a predicted model, not a curated record
AUGUUCAGAAGUCUAGCGCAAGUAUACGUUCUCCCUGUGGUAUCGUUUGUCAUCAACCACACUCCGAGCUUCAUCUGGGUAAUACUUGACUUCUUCAUGGAUAUAUGUUUUUUCUGGGUCAAACGGCUCUACUCGUUCUACAACCUGAAAGAUCCGCUCAAAGAGUACCUCAAGCACUUGAAGAAUGUCAAAAGUUACAAUGAAUGGAAGCAGACGGUGGCUGAGAUCGACAAGCUCACCAACAUGGAUUUGUGGAGACAGAACUUCAUUCUGAAGCACUACGACUAUUUGCUUAUAAACGACAGAAUCAAACUCUUGCAACAGGCGAGACUUAGCGAGGAUUCUCUGUUGAUAAUGUCUCUUUUGCGUUCGGGUCUAAUUCGUAAUUUUGGUGGCAUUUCCCAGAAGCGACUCUAUAUCAAGUCGUAUAUGGGUACCAAAUUCAAGAUUGAGGAGUAUAUUGCUGAAGUGCUCAAUUGCUUGAACUAUCUCAACGAGUCCAUCAAUAGUGAGAGAGACAACGAAGAGUAUAUCAUGAAUAGCAAGCAGUUGAAGCUAGACUUCUUCCAUGAUGUGAGACAGUCAUUUGGGUCUACUGCGUUGUUGCUACAGGGUGGUUCUCUCUUUGGGUUAUGUCACUUAGGAGUGGUUAAAGCAUUGUAUUUCAAGGGUUUGUUGCCCCGUAUAAUUGGUGGCAGCGCUGUGGGAGCUGCUGUGGCUUCGUUGGUCUGUACACUCACAGAUCAGGAGUUGAUUCCGAUCUUGAUUUCGAUCGCUGAUGUCAUGAAGAGCAUGGAUCGUUUGAAUCACGAUGUAGAUGAAAGAUACGGUAAUGUCAUAGAAAAUGUAGUAAAAAAGGGCUAUUCUGAGGAUAUCUUGAUUUUCCUUAAGUUUGUCAAAGACACCAUCGGCGACUUGACGUUUGAAGAAGCGUAUCUCAAAACGGAGAAGGUUCUCAACAUCGUAGUGCACCCUACUCACCAAUUGGUGCCUUCGCUUCUCAACUAUAUAACUGCUCCCAACGUCAUUAUCUGGACAGCCAUUUAUGCCAGUAUAGGAACAGGUGUCCUUUCUGACAAUGUCCAAAUCUAUGUGAAAGACUUCAACAACAAUAUUGUGCCCAGAUCGCCAGAUCUCAAUAUCACCUUCUUGAAGCCCCAAGAUGUGACAUAUUCACAGCAGUACUUCAACUUCAAGAAGAGGGAUGAUAAUGGAGGCAGUUUCAUGUUUGACAAUGGUCAGCUUAAAGAAAAUUCUCCCUAUACCAGGUUGACAGAGCUUUUCAACGUCAAUCAUUUCGUUAUCAGUUUAGCCCGCCCCUACUUGGCACCUCUCAUCAGUAACGAUCUCAAACAUUACCAUGUAUAUGGCAAAGUCAGAUACAACGAUACGGGACAUUGCAAGACAAAGCUUUUGGACAUUCCUGCAACGAAUACAGAUGUAGAAUUGAGCAAGACAUAUGUUGACGAUGUGGAAAAAUACACCAAAGAUACGACAUUCACUUUAUUCAAGCAUGUCAAAGACAUUGUUGGCAUGGAAAUCCAGCACCGUUUAGUGGUGAUGAACAAAUUAGGGUUGCUAAAUGAUGUCAUGAAGAGAUUCUUCAUAGAUGAGAAGCCUACGUCGCUACAAUCUUUAGCCAGCAUCCGUGAGGUAACGAUUGUUCCUGAGUUGAUGUAUCUCGUUAAGGACUUUGGCAGAGUGUUUGAUGUUCACAAGACAAUGGAGAACAUACCCUACUGGGUGUUGGUAGGGGAAAGAUCUGUCUGGCCGUUGUUUCCACUCUUGUGGACUAGAUGUUCUAUUGAGUUUGCAUUGGAUGAUCUAUACAACAUACAUAGAAAGAAAGGUUAG